Molecule: messenger RNA, 969 nt
Organism: Opisthocomus hoazin
Lineage: Eukaryota; Metazoa; Chordata; Aves; Opisthocomiformes; Opisthocomidae
Source: RefSeq, a predicted model, not a curated record
AUGGAGUUUCUGUUGGCCGUGUUAAGGGAUGUUAUGAGUGUGGCCGCCUCCUCCAGCGCCUCCAGUCCCAGGACUCUGUCCUGCCUGGCCACUGGUGCCCACCCUGGUAUCCAGGGCCUCUUUCUGAUGGAGGUGGCUGCCACUUUCCCCUUUGCUGGUUCAACCAGUAGCAAAGCUGAGCAGGUUGUAUUUAGACACAUUAUAGCAAAAAGUAGCUAUGAGGUCCUUGUAAAUACACCCUCUCAAGGUCAAAAGGUGUGCUACGGGGACCUCAAGCAUUCAUGUUAUAAGUUAGCUUAUUUCCAGGACUUGUCUAGACGUGUGGGCUUCCAGGAGGCCCGCCAAGCUUGUGAAAUUGAUGGUGGGGCUUUACUGAGCCUGGAAAGUGAAGCUGAGCAGCAACUAAUAGAAAACAUGUUGCAAAACCUCACUAAGUCAGCCUCUGGGAUUUCUGAUGGUGAUUUCUGGAUUGGGUUGUGGAGAAGUGGUGAUGGACUAACCACCUCAAGUGCUUGCCCUGACCUCUACCAGUGGGCUGAUGGAAGUAUUUCACCAUUCAGAAAUUGGUAUACAGAUGAGCCUUCCUGUGGAAGUGAAGCCUGUGUUGUGAUGUAUCAUCAGCCAACUGCAAACCCUGGUCUGGGAGGGCCAUACCUUUAUCAAUGGAACGAUGAUAGAUGCAACAUGAAGCACAAUUUUAUCUGCAAGUAUGGCCCAGCAGGAAAUCCUUAUGACACAGGCAAACCAGAAGAUCAGUAUCAUGUUACUGCUACUGAAACAGGUAUAAUUCCAAAUCUAAUUUAUGUCAUAAUACCCACUAUACCCCUACUGCUAUUGAUACUGGUGGCUUUUGGGACUUGCUGUUUCCAGAUGCUUCAUAAAAGUAAAGGAAGAACGAAAACCAGUCCAACCCAGUCCACACUAUGGAUUUCCAAGACGCCUAGGAAGGACAGUAGCAUGGAGGUAUAA